Messenger RNA from Papaver somniferum (opium poppy), 1863 nucleotides. RefSeq names its product protein BCCIP homolog. Gene Ontology annotation, cellular component: nucleus. The transcript has 11 exons. The record is from RefSeq and is a predicted model, not a curated record. The coding region runs from base 587 to 1585 and encodes 332 amino acids. NCBI's taxonomy places the organism in Eukaryota, Viridiplantae, Streptophyta, Magnoliopsida, Ranunculales, Papaveraceae.
AUCGGGACCCCACCCGUAUCGACUCUCACUCUUAAACGUUUUACUAAACCUUUGAAAGUUAAAGUCUAAACAGCUUCUUUCUAAGCAUUCUCAGUCUGGUUCUUCGUCUUUGAAACUUACAUUAUUUCAAAGCUUCAUCUUUCAAAAUUCCAAUUGUGAAGGGAGUUUAAGAAGUUGAAGGGCAGGUUGACUUUGGAAGGGAAUUGCCUUUGGUGGUAACAACAUUUCUUUGUUAAGUUGGGUUAUGUAAAUUUUACAAUACAAUAUAAAAAUGAUAUGCCUUUUGGUCAGAGGUUGUAACAACAUUUCAUUGUUAAGUUAUUUCUGAGAGUUCACCUGAUUACUUUUACACUUAUGCCCAAAUUUAAUUUUGCGGGUCUGACAUGCUCCGACAAUUGUUUUAUUCUCCUCUUCACUUACAUGUUGGUUGCGCGUUUUAUUGAUCCAGUACCUGUGCCUGCACUUACCAAUCCAAGUAUCAAGGGACUCGGCAAAGCAUUUGCAUGGGAGUUUAUUCUGUCUGUAGAUUGUGUUGUUACUGUUCCCGCAGGUCAUUUUUGAUUUGCAACCUAAAGAAAAGUAAGUUAUGACCCGACGACCAUCAAAUCGCCGCCAUAGGCCUUUAGCCUUCUCCUCAUUUGCCCGUAAUGCGAAUUUGAUGGCUUCCAAGCCCACCAAAUUGAAGCAGCUCAGCUCUUCUAAGUCAGACGAGAAAGCUUCCGUCAAUUCCCAAGAUGACGAGAUUGAAAAGGGUUGUAUGAAAGGGAAGGGCGUGCUCUCUGAAUCUUCCAGUGAAGAAGAAAGUGAUAGUGAAGAAGAAAACGGUAGUGAAGAAGAAAAUGAUGGAGAAAUCGUCCAACUAGACUUUGACUUCUUCAGCCCAAAACCUGAAGAUUUCCAUGGAGUGAAGGUUUUGCUGCAUACUUACCUGGAUGACCACCAGUGGGACUUGAGUGGUUUCGUAGACUUGAUUCUGGGACAAACCACAGUAGGUACAGUGGUCAAAAUAGAAGACGAGGACGACAAAAAUGAUGAUUGUCUAUACUCCAUUGUCACUGCCCUAAACUUGGGUCGGUAUAAGGAUACCAAACCCAUCAAGGAGCUCAAGAAUUUUUUGCUUCGAGCAUGUAAAGAAAAGGACAUUGUAGGUGGCUUGAGAAUGCUUUUGAAUGAGCAAGCACAGGAUGUAGGACUCUUGGUCAUCAAGCAUGUGAAUAAUUUCCCUCCUGAGCUUUUGCCUCCCCUUUAUAAUAUACUCUUCAAUGAAGUGGCACAGGCGGCUAAACAUGAGCCAACUUAUUUCAAAUUUAAGGUUUAUCUACUGAUAACCAGAAUUUACAAGCUUAAUAAUGCCAACCAGCGGAAAGGUGCUUCAAAAAGUGAUAGUGACGAACCAAUAAUAUAUGUAUGGCCUGAGGAUGAAGUUUUUCAUAAGUUAAGCUCAUGGACCUUCACCUUUCCUCUACGAUCUCGGCCAACUGACGAGAUGAAGAACUACAAACCCAUGGGACUAGUCAUGGCCCUAGAAGCAAAAAAAGUUCCGACUUUUCAGAAAGAGCUGCAAUCUCUAAUUAGUGAAUCUUGAGGACAUUAAAAUCAAUGGCGUAGCUGCAUGUUCAAUUCAUCCUCAUUCUGCUUGCUUAAAUAUCAGAAGUAUGAGGAUUCGUCCUAUUUUUGUUUUUCAGCUCCUUGAUCUUGGUCUUCUAUGUUGGCCAAUGGUGGUGAAAAUCCUUGAUCUUGGUCUUCUAUGUUGGCCACUGGUGGUGAAAACAGAUCCAGUUUUGUAUGUUUAGUGCAUGUCUAUGAUUUUGCUGGCUAUUGUCAUGCUAAAUAUCGAAGAAUUUCAGUAUUCAAUAUCUGGUA